AUGGUUCACAUCCCUGGAGCCAAACACAGAGCUGCCGAUGCUGUAUCUCGUCACCCAACUGGUAACCCUGAGAGGAUAGUUCUAGUGGAUGAUAUUGCAGCCAUGGACUGUACUGAACUUUCCCCUUCUCUGGAUGUUUGUCAUAACAUCCUUGCCUCCAUCAGAUGCAGUGAAGAGCCUGACUACAGUGUAGAGGAUGCCACUCUCCAGUCUGCUGCAUCUGCAAUCAGCUCCUUGGAACCCAUCACGUGGAACAAGGUGAAAGUUGCCACCACUAGCGAUGUAUCCAUGGCCAGACUCGUUGAUCUUAUUGAAACUGGGAUGCCAGAAUCCCGCCUUGAACUUCCUACCGCACUACGUGAAUAUCAUCAGUUCAGAGAGCAUCUCCACACGGUAGACGGAGUUGUGCUAUACAAGGACCGGAUUGUGAUCCCAUCAGCACUACGUGAAGAUGCCCUUACUGCCCUCCAUUCUGCACACCAAGGCGUCUCAUCAAUGAUGUCCAGAGCUGAAGCAUCUAUCUUCUGGCCCGGACUCACAUUGGCCGUUACAACCCUCCGAACCAACUGUGCUCACUGCAAUCGGAUGGCUCCAUCACAACCAACAGCCCCACCAACACCACUAUGGAGAGAACUGUUGGAGGUGCACCUGGACUCAUCAACUGCUUACGACGCACAUUUGUCACAUUUGGCAUACCUGAUGAACUUUCCUCUGAUGGGGGGACCCGAAUUCACAGCCUCUGCAACCAGAGAGUUCCUUCACACAUGGUCAGUACAUCAUCGACUAUCUUCUGUCGCCUUCCCCCACAGCAACUGCAGGGCAGAAAUUGGCGUGAAGACAGUCAAACGCAUGAUCACUGACAACACCGGACCCCAAGGUGAACUUGACACGGAUGCUUUCCAGCGGGCAAUGCUUCAGUACAGGAACACCCCAGACAGAGACACAAAGUUAUCUCCUGCUAUGUGUGUUUUUGGCAGAGCCAUAAAGGACUUCAUCCCCAUCCUACCCGGUCGGUACAAACCUCAUGAUACAUGGAGCGAUACACUAUUACUGAGGGAGGAGGCACUCAGAAACCGACAUAUGAUGGCAGAACGUCUCACUCAACACACCAAACAGCUCCCACCUCUCGCAGUUGGUGACUUUGUCAGAAUCCAGAACCAGAUAGGGCCUCACCCUCUCAAAUGGGACAAAACAGGAUGUGUGGUCGAAGUUCGUCAAUUCGACCAGUAUGUUGUACGGGUAGACGGAUCAGGUAGAGUGACCCUACGCAAUCGGAAGUUCCUCAGGAAGUACAUCCCUGCUUUCCAACCUCUAUCUAGACGCUCAAUCGCUGAUGACUUGCCAAGGCCACAAACAUCUACUCUUGACAAUACCACCACCCCCAUACUAUGUCCACAUCCGGCUCAGUCAACAUCAGAACACUUGACCACACCUACAACAGUCUCUACUGGUGACGAACAACGCACUCCGCAUCAACAGCCAGUGCCGUCCAGACCAGCUGCUACGCCUGAUGUCUCACAAUCCACACCACCCUCACCUGAUAGAUCCCGUCCACUCUGUCCUGUGAUCAGAGAACCCACUGUCCUGACAGAGUCACCAAGCAUCGAUCCUUCAUCGACCCUAACAGUAGACACAAGUGUGAUCCACCCACGACGUUCUACCCGCACCAAGGAAAAAGCCAAACUGGCUGUCUGA
This is a messenger RNA of Haliotis rubra (blacklip abalone), 1695 nucleotides long. RefSeq lists its product as uncharacterized. Lineage: Eukaryota; Metazoa; Mollusca; Gastropoda; Lepetellida; Haliotidae. The coding region runs from base 1 to 1695 and encodes 564 amino acids. The transcript is spliced from 2 exons. Gene Ontology annotation, molecular function: nucleic acid binding. The record is from RefSeq and is a predicted model, not a curated record.